GGCCCUCCCUCCUCGUUUUGCCGGCCUCCCUCGCCACCUCGCCUCGCCUCGCCCUCUAUUUCGAAUCCCGCACAGCCGACGUCUAGCGGGGCGCGCCGCCGCUGCGACGGGGAGGGGGCUGUGACCCUAUCCCGCCGCGCCGCCUCCCCUUCCGGCCUGCCGCUCGCGGCACGCGCGUCGGGCGGGGCGUGACCGGGACGUUUUGCGGGGACGAGAUCUCACAGCCCACGCCUGCUGCGGCUGGGAUUGUGGAGGUUUGGAAGCGGCCGGUGCGUGCUGCAGCGGAGGAGGAGGAGGAGGGCCGCGGCCAUGGCGGGGUCGAGGUUCGGGUCGUUCAAGUCGGACAAGGGGGACUCGGCCGCGGCGGCCGCGGCGCCGCCCCAGAGGAAGGACCCGUAUGAGGUGCUCGGGGUGGCCCGCACCGCCACCGACCAGGAGAUCAAGAGCGCCUUCCGCCGCAUGGCGCUCAAGUACCAUCCGGAUAAGAAUGCUGAUGACCCUGUCGCAUCAGACAAGUUCCAGGAAGUCACCUUUUCUUACAGCAUUCUCUCGGAUCCCCAUAAAAGGCGGCAGUACGACACGUCAGGAUUCGAGGCCAUCGAAACUGAUAGCCAGGAAUUGGAGCUGGACCUAUCCAGUCUCAAUACCGUAAACACCAUGUUUGCAGCUAUUUUCAGCAAGCUUGGUGUACCAAUUAAGACAACUGUUUCAGCAACCGUUUUGGAGGAAGCAUUAAAUGGGUCUAUUGUGGUUUCCCAGCUCCAGCUAGGAAACUCUGUGCGCAAGAAGGUGGAAAAGCAAACAGCUCAUUUUUAUUCUAUAGACAUCACAGAACAAGAAGCUAAGAAGGGGCUAGUUUGCCGUGUGCAUUCAACUGAAAAAAGCAAAUUUAAGCUGCUUUAUUUUGAGCUCGAAGAAAAUGGUGGGUUGAGCCUUGCACUGCAGGAAGAUAGCGUAAAAUCCAGCAAAGUUUCUUCUGCAGGAAUGUACUUUCUUGGGUUCCCCGUGUAUCGUUUUGAGCAAAAUAACUCAGCACCAGCUGCGAAGGAUCCUGAUAGUGCAUUCUUUAAAAGGUUGGAUAGUUUCCAACCAUGUGACAUUAAUGAACUGAAACCAGGAACCCACUUUUUUGCCGUCUAUGGUGACAAUUUCUUCAAAAGUGCAACAUAUACUAUAGAGAUUGUCUGCGCUGAAUCUUUCCCUACUGAAAAGGAGAAGCUACAGAGUGUGGAGGCAAAGAUACUUACAAAAAGAGCUGAGCUGUCUAAAUUCGAGACAGAGUACCGUGAAGUCUUGGCAAAGUUCACUGAAAUGACUAGCAAAUACACACAAGAAAUGCAAAUGAUUGAUGAGCUUCUUAAUGAAAGGAAUGUAAUCCAUGCAUCCUAUACCAACAAUCCACCUCUAAAACGGACUUCGAGCAGGAAUAAAUCUAAAUCAUCACCUUCUUUCAAAUAUGAUGAAGAAAAAAACCAGAGGAAAGAAAAGAAAGUGAAGGAUCAGCACAUGGAAGCCUGCGGAAGCGAAGAUGACGACUCGAGUGAUAAGAAAACCAAAGAGCGGUUCCCAAGGAAGAGAUGGCUAAACAUUCCUUUCAAAGUUGACAGGAGAAAGCCAUGCUGACCAUAAUGGUAAGCUUACAAGUGAAAUACAAACUAUUUUCAUUUUGACUGCCCCAGAAGAACUCAUUCGCCAUUACCUUUUUCCUUAGUGUUGUCUAUUAUAUUUCCUGCAAAGAUUGGGUGCAACCCUGAGUUCAUAUGAUGUAUGGCUACGAGGCACGAGCACUCGUAGCUUCUAAGGGUGCUGCCACCGUAGUCCAGUUCCAUAUUCUUGAGUGUGAUAAUGUCAAUUUUGAUUUCAUUGGCUGUGUAAUCAGUUGUAAAUAUUAGUUAUCUCGUCUCUGUUGCACAUUAUCUCUUUCCCCGCUUUCGAAUCCUGAUGUGUAAUUAACUAAACACAAUAUUUCCCCCUCCAUGAAUUCA
Molecule: messenger RNA, 1985 nt
Organism: Triticum dicoccoides
Lineage: Eukaryota; Viridiplantae; Streptophyta; Magnoliopsida; Poales; Poaceae
Product: chaperone protein dnaJ 16-like
Exons: 12
Coding region: 310-1623 (437 amino acids)
Source: RefSeq, a predicted model, not a curated record